CUUACAGAAACGAUACAGAACACUUCAAGACAUCGUUGAAUCUCGACCACAUUUAGUUUGUGGCUGUCGGUCGGACGAGAAGGAGCGAAAAUGUUCUUCAUACCUGCACUCAUCCUGCUACUUGGGCUUGUACUCUAUUGGAGCAAGCUCUCCCGCAAAACCAGUGCCCAGUUGUUUGGCAAAGAUAUUCCCGGUCCUCGGUCUUAUCCGCUCAUCGGUUCAGCCCAUCUGUUCUUGGGCUCGGACGAGCGAACCUUCAGUGUGAUAAACGAGCUGUUCCACAAAUACGGUAGCUUUUUCAAACUAUCGCUCGGCCCCAAGACGUUCUUGUGUCUGUCCGAUCCGGAUCUUAUUCAACAAGCGCUCACAUCGAGCGCCUGUCAGGAUAAAGCGUUUUUCUAUCGUUUUAUGGAGCUCGACUAUGGAUUGAUUUCGUCUCAAUAUACCGAUUGGAAGCUGUACCGAAAGUCGCUUAAUCCUGCCUUUAACCAACGCAUCCUUAUCAGUUUCAUAUCGAUCUUCAAUCGAUGCUCGGAAGUAAUGGUAGCACGCAUGGCGAAGGAGGCAGAUCGUAGACAACCGUUCGAUGUGCUUCAUUACACUGCCCAGUGCGCACUGGAGAUGGUAUUCGCAAGCUCCCUCAAGAGCGACAUUACGGACGAUGCGCAGCUGCACGAGGCUUGCGAAGCUAUCCAAAAUAUGUGCACCAUCAUGAGCAGCCGUAUGUUUAAUGUGUUGCUUUACAGUGACCUGCUAUUUACGUUCACGCAUAAGUACCAUGAGCUGCAGAAGUUGAAGGUCAAAGUGGAACGAGUGGUAAAUCCGAUUUUGUACGGAAGACGAGAGAGACUUUCCCAGCAACGAUUGGAAAACGCACACUCAAAGGACGAGGAGCAUUACCGGAAGCCGAUGGUUUUUCUUGACCAGUUGCUGCACAUGCAGCGAGGUGGUCAAGACUUGGACAUCCAGGAGAUUGAAAACCAUCUCAACAACAUCAUUGCAGCGGGCAGUGAUACGACAGCCAGCCAAGUCGCAUUCAUUCUGCUGAUGCUUGCAAUGCAUCCCGAAGUGCAGGAACGGGUCUUCGAAGAAAUCGUCUCCAUCUACGGUAGUUCCGCCUCGGACCUUUCGUACGAAACCAUUUCGGCACAAACGUAUCUCGAGCAGGUGAUCAAAGAAACGAUGCGAAUGUAUCCUGUGGGUCCAAUCAUCGGGCGGCAAACGAUCGAGACGGUGAAGCUGGGUGAUGUGAUCGUCCCACCCGGGGUAACGCUGCUCAUCAACAUUCUUACCGUGCAUCGCAACAAGGAGCUGUGGGGAGAGCGGGCGCAUGUGUUCGAUCCGGAUCGAUUCGAUCCUGCACUAUACGAUGCCAAGAAGCAACAUCCCUUCAGCUACAUUCCGUUCGGUGGAGGGCCUCGAAACUGCAUCGGCUACAGGUACGGGAUGUUUGCCAUGAAAAUUAUGGUAACGCAGGUACUUCGCAAAUACCAACUGUCCACACCGCUCACGCCAAGCGAUUCAUUAAGACCUUUCUUCGCGAUAACACUCAAGGUUGGUACGGGCCACAGCAUAUGCGUAAAGCGCAGAGCAAGUGUCGUACUUUAGCUUUUUACCAAGCAAAACUUACAACGCUUGUAUGUUUAUGUUAAUGUUUGUGUCUGUAUUUGUUAUGUUUGUGUUCCAUCAAAAUAGGGAUAAGAAAAA
Molecule: messenger RNA, 1707 nt
Organism: Anopheles arabiensis
Lineage: Eukaryota; Metazoa; Arthropoda; Insecta; Diptera; Culicidae
Product: probable cytochrome P450 313a4
Exons: 4
Coding region: 91-1608 (505 amino acids)
Molecular function (GO): iron ion binding; monooxygenase activity; oxidoreductase activity, acting on paired donors, with incorporation or reduction of molecular oxygen
Source: RefSeq, a predicted model, not a curated record